Molecule: messenger RNA, 240 nt
Organism: Gossypium arboreum
Lineage: Eukaryota; Viridiplantae; Streptophyta; Magnoliopsida; Malvales; Malvaceae
Product: ubiquitin-conjugating enzyme E2 variant 1D-like
Exons: 3
Coding region: 1-240 (79 amino acids)
Source: RefSeq, a predicted model, not a curated record
AUGAGAACCAUUAUUGGCCCACACAAUGUAAUUGGUUUUUCUACUGUACAUAAUGGUAGAAUCUAUCAGUUGAAGCUGUUCUGUGAUAAAGAUUAUCCUAAGAAGCCACGAAGCGUCCGGUUUCAUUCGAGUAUCACCAUGACUUGUGUUAACCACGAAACUGGAGUGGUGGAACCAAAGAAGUUUGGACUUGUGGCAAAUUGGCAGAGGGAGCAUAUACUGACACAGCUGAAAAAGUAG